Messenger RNA from Oncorhynchus gorbuscha (pink salmon), 2163 nucleotides. RefSeq names its product DENN domain-containing protein 2A-like. Lineage: Eukaryota; Metazoa; Chordata; Actinopteri; Salmoniformes; Salmonidae. The record is from RefSeq and is a predicted model, not a curated record. Gene Ontology annotation, biological process: retrograde transport, endosome to Golgi. Gene Ontology annotation, cellular component: actin cytoskeleton.
AUCCUGGAUGAGGUGGAGAAGAGGAGGGCCAUCUCUCCAGCCCUUGUGCAGCCCUUCAUGAGAGGCAUCAUGGAGGCUCCAUUCCCAGCCCCGGGAAGAACCAUCACUGUCAAGAACUUCCUGCCUGGCUCAGGCACUGAGGUGAUAGAGCUGUGUCGUCCGUCUGACUCUCGUCUGGAGCAUGUAGAUUUUGAGUGUCUGUUCUCCUCUCUGUCGCUGCGUCUGCUCCUCAGAGUCUUUGCCUCUCUGCUUCUGGAGCGCAGGGUCCUCUUCACCGCUGACAAACUCAGUACUCUGUCUCAGUGCUGCCAUGCGGUGGUUGCUCUACUUUACCCUUUCACCUGGCAACACACCUAUAUCCCCGUGCUACCCCCUGCCAUGCUGGACAUAGUGUGUACCCCCACACCCUUCAUUGUGGGUCUGCUAUCCAGCUCCCUGCCCAGUCUCAAAGAGCUGCCCAUAGAGGAGGUCCUGGUGGUCGACCUCGGCAACAGCCGCUUCCUCAGACAGCUGGAUGACGAGGACUCCAUUCUGCCUCAUAAGCUGCAGGCUGCUCUGGAACAUGUUCUGGACAAGAGGAAGGAACUGGCCAGUGAGAUGCCCACCGACUCAAGCUCCCUCAGUACCGUGGUGUCGGAGGCCUUUGUAUGUUUCUUCGUAGAAAUGGUGGGCCACUACCCUCUCUUCAUGGGCGGGGGGGAUCGAGAGGAUGAGUCUGGAGCCCCCUCCUCCCCCACGCCGUCCUACUUUCAGCGUGAGGCCUUUCGCAAGGCUGUCACCUCAAAGAGUCUGAAAAGGUUCCUGGAGGUCUUCAUGGAGACCCAGAUGUUCGCUGGGUUCGUUGCAGAGAGAGAGCAGCGCAGGCAGGGUCUAAGAGGUCUGUUUGAGGUGAGGUCACAAGACUACCUGGACUCUCUCCCAGGGAGCGAGCAACGUGGGGUCAACAAAUUCCUCAAGGGUCUUGGAAAUAAGAUGAAAUUCUUGUCCAAGAAAUGAUGACUCGGGAAGGAACUCCAUGAGAGAGAGAGCAUGUUCAAGAGAGGUAGCGGAACAAAUCACUUCGCCUAAAGAAGUCUAAGGACCUGAACUCCCUGUGGAAUGCAUGGAGUAGGAGAUUCUGUGUGUCCACAAGCUUAUGGACACAUACUGGGCAAGGACUGAACACUCCCUGGUUUAGGAAUCGGACCAAAAAACGUGAAUAUUCUCCUAGCCUGAAGACACAGACCCAUUAAGGAACAUCGUUCUCCAUUGAGGUUACUGAGUGUCAUUCCGUUGCCUCUAUUGUGGAGAGCUUACUUUUGUGAAGCGGUCAGUCUUUAUAGUGUACAUUGAUGUACUGUAUAGCACAGCCCAUUUCCCUUCCUAGAGUUGGUAUAUAGAGGGUCCUCCCUCUAUGUCACUCAGGAAUGACUGACUCCACCCUCGAUCCCGAAAGGCACCAAUGAGAACCUGAGGAUAAUGCUGGGUGGCUUAAGAAUAAUUCAAUUUUGUAGAGUAGCUUUUAAACAUUCCACAUAUUUCUUGUGUCUUUAAAAAAAAUAGUACAACUUCUUUGUUAACAGGAGGCUUAUACGUUAAUUUAUACUGUAUAGUUUCUAGAAUAACUUUCUCUUCCUUUUUUUCUCCUUCAAAUGAAAGCAAAAAAAAUCUCCUGUAGUUUGUGAUGGACUUUAUGUAGUCUGAUCAAACGAUUGAUUGUAGAGCACUCUAGGUUACUAUUGAGGAAAUGUACCACUGUGAUAGGAGAGUGAACUAUGGAAUGGACUGGGUGUACGCCAAAAAGAGGAAAAAGAGAGGGGAAUGAUCAGAAAAUCAUUCCUGGAUAUAGUAUAGUAUGCCAUUUAGCAGACGCUUUUAUCCAAAGCGACUUACAUGGAUGAAGGCAAAAAUGAAUCAAGUGGGUGAAGUGUGAAAUCAGAUCUCAUGAAAAGAGCCAUGUUUAAGAUGGACUUGAUGUUGUAGAAAAAUAUGUUCAGUAUGUACGACCAAUCAAUAUAUGUCAAUCUAAAACACCACUAGUUUCACUAUAAACCUGUAUUAUUUUUUAUUAAGAAAUACCCUAAGUUUAUUUGAUUGUGUUUGAUCUUGCAGAGGAUGUUAUAGACAAACAGCUAUCACAAUGUUAUAAACUGCUUAUUCAAAUAUAGUUUUUUUUAUAGGUCA